AGUAGUAGUUUAUGAGGUGCGGGGGAAAAUGAUAGUUCAUAAAUUUCAAACCUUUGACCUUGUAGUAAUUUGAAAAUGUGGUAUCCAUUACACAUCAAGCUCAUUUUUGUGAACUUUGAUACAUUAUUUAUGUUAAUACAUCAAAUAAACUCCAAUCAAAUUAUCCAUUUCUAUCAAAACUCCAAAGUUGAAACAAAAUUUUACACUAUUCGGCCCUCUAUGAACACACAAAUAAAAAAAGAUGUAGAGUUCUUAAAUUGAGGCGACUCACUCUAAUUUAGUUAUGUGAGAACUCCCCCUGACAACGUCGUUCAGGCCAUCGUGAAUUAUUAUUAUUUUAUUAAGAAUGAUGAGACAUUUUCAGAUAAAAAAGAAGUGAUGAAUCCGUUAGACUCUUCAAAUUCAUUUCUAUGCAAAUAUUAGACUCUUCAAAUCCAUAAUACAAUAAAUCCAACAUAAAUACCAAUGUUUUUAUUGGCCAAAACCCUCAUUUUUCAAAUCCAACAAGCAAACGACUCCUUAGUUUUUUUUGAUAAGGGAUGAAUUAGCUUAGUUUAUGGUGAACGAAAAAAUAAAUUUAUUUUCAGCUAUUUGUUUUUGAAAAAUGACACCUCUUAAAAAAUUGUUGGAUCCGCCAGGAAUGGUACUAAGUACUAAUUAAUUAAUAGCAACUGCCUAAUUAACCCCCUUACCCAUAUGACCUCCAUCACAAUUGCGUAAUUCAUAAUUAUGGUCUAAUUGACCAUACAAGCUAAUUUAACCAUACUAGUAUACCUAUAACGUAGCAGGAGAAAUGUGGUAUUUGAGAUCAACUACAUUGCAUAAAACCUGUUAUUUGAUACAAAAAAUUACUAAUUAUAUAGGAAAAUAGUCUGGACACCAACUACUUUUAUUCUCCUUCAAUAGUAGGGAAGGGAAUUUGUACCCACCCAGUCGGGUAUUACCCGACACGCAACAGCGUGGGGACGGUGCAUGGAUAUCUACUUCCAACCCGUCAUGCCCCACCUUGUUCUUGGUCCAUUUUAUCUCAAUUUCAACUAGUUAGACUCAAUUACCCAUUCUAGUAUCACUAUUUUCAUUCAAAAAUGUUUUCCCUUCAUUUUAUCAUAAAAAGUAAAAUUUUGCAUGUAUUUCAAAUAAAAUGUAAAAGUGUAUCGACCUGCCCAGCCUCGUACCUGCACGAGCAUUAACUGCCCCGACCCUGCAAUAAAAUGGGGCGGAACAUUAAUAUUGAAGUACUCGCCUCGCCCGCCCGCCUCAUUGCCAUCACUAUUCAAUAGCUCAUCCAUACUAUCAACAUUCAAAAUAUAUCACACAACAACUUAAAAUUUCACUCAUCUCAUAGAUUUCCACAUUCAUACAAGCCAAAAAUCAAAUGUGUCAUAAGUACAAUAUAUGUAGCCUUUAACCCUAACCCUACUAGCUAAUCAAAUGUGUCAUAAGUACAAUUGCCUAAUUAACCCCACUUACACAUACCCCACUUCCACCGCAAAGUCAGCUUCAACGUAUUGCACAAUGUUACUUCCCUUUAGUCAUGGUCCCACCGUUGCUAUAUAUAAGAGAGAUUCCAAAGCUAACUUUUCCUCCCAAAACAUAUCCAAAACCAAAAACACAAAAAGCUCUUGAAAAGAAUCUACUAUAUGUCAACAAUGACGCUUUUGAGAGUUGUUACAGCCACAUUUCUUCUGGUCUCUCUCGUUGUCAUCAAUUCAGCAGCAUUCGCAGCACCCUUAGGGUUCAUCAAGCAACUGGAGGGCGGCCGCAGAGGCCAAUCCAUUGAAGGGCUCCGUGACGUGAAACAGUACCUCCAGAAAUUCGGCUACUACCUAAAUGAUGAUCACAAGGACACCAACGCCAACGAAGCCACAGUGCAUCAAAACUACGAUGAAUUCGAUGAGUUACUAGAGGCCGCAAUCAAGCGAUAUCAGCUAACUCACCGCAUCCCCGUCUCGGGGGCCUUGGACCGUGCCACGACAACCCAAAUGAUGAUCCCUAGGUGUGGCGUUUCAGACCAUGGCCUUGUUAUUAUGACCGUGGACUAUGGGGACCAAAAGAAGCCCAACGAUUAUGCAUUCUUCCCUGGCAAACCCAAGUGGAACAAGAACAACCUUCAAUAUAGGUUCGGGAUCACGAGCAGCCCUCCUGCCGGGUUGGAGGAACCCACCAUCAAGGCGGCCGUCGACAAGGCGUUCCAGAGCUGGAAGAAUGUAACAGAAUUCACGUUCGACUAUGUUGCCGGUACUUUCGCGCCGGCUGACCUGAAAAUUUCGUUUUUUUCUCGCCGCCAUGGAGACAGGUCUCCAUUUCAAGGGGCUAAAGGGGCCACGGCCCAUGCGUUCCCGCCACGUUACGGAGAACUCCAUUACAACGCAGAUUUUAAAUGGAGUGAUGACCCAAGCCCAACGGAAAUGGAUCUGGAGUCCAUUGCGGUGCAUGAGAUUGGACAUACAUUAGGGCUUCUUCACAGCGUCAAUAAGGCAGCGAUCAUGUACCCUUACUUGAACACCGGGAAAAUCAAGCGGGAAUUACAGAGCGCUGAUAUCGAGGGCAUCCGUAAACUCUACGGGCUGUCUUGAAAAAUAAAAGCGACGUUCAGAGAUGUAUCACUGCUUCGUAUGGAAAUGGAGGUCACCGUGUAUAUAUAUUAUGAUCUAUAGUCUUACUAAAAUAAAAGGAGAUGUAAUCUCCUAGAACAAUGCAUGAUGUUUGUUUAAUAUAUUAUAGUUAAUUAAUAUAUAUAAAGUUGAAUAAGGGUUACUGUUGCCUAAGGUUUCUCUAAUCUAUACCACUUUUAUUGUUUCUGGGCUAAGCCACAAUAGUUUUUAGAUAAAGCUAAUGUCAUUUUAAUGACCAAACUUGAGGAGGGACAAAGUUAAUGCCAUUUUUCUUCAUGUUUUAGGAUGUAGGGGCUCAGUCAGCCGCUUACAUUUUUACAAGACUUAGUUUUGCUAUAAUUAAGGGAGUGGGGGUCCAGAUUGUAUCUUGACUAUCCACUAUUUUUUUUUUAGACCUUUGUUUCUUUGUUUCCACUCAUAAAAAAUUAAUAUUUUAAAAAAAGAACAAGGUAUUACAAAAAAAAAAGAGAAAUAAAAGAGACAUCAAAAUUUUUAAUUAGAAUUAAACAAGAUAGGAAUUUCUUAUUAGAAUUUAGUGAGAUCCGUAAAAUUGUGAAUCAAUUACAAUAAUGAAUAAGUUCUUAAAUUUGUCGGACUAUGACCUAGCCGGUUGUUUGGAAUUACGUGUUGAAUCACAAAAAAUCACUCGAAUUUAAGUGCCAUUGGUUCGAUGUUUUUUCUCAAAUAAAUUGAACAACUAAAAAAAUAUUACAGGAGGUACAUAUUUAAUUAGAACUUAUUGAGAUAAGUAAAAUCGUGAUAUCGUUAAAAUAUUUGAUCGAUUCUUGAAUUUGGUUGGUCUGAUAUGGACUAGCCAAUUGUUUGCGAUUGUGGAUUGCGCGUGAAACUAUGAAUUUUAAGGUGAGUUCCACUUUUUACUCCCUUUGCUUCUCUCUUAACAUUUCAUCCCCAAUCGAGUUAGACUUUUCUACAAUUUAACAUUAAAUUUUCACCUAUAUUUAUACAUAUAAAAUAAAGAAUCAUCACUAAACAAUUAUCAUCCUCACAAAAAACAAAACAAAAUUACCAUUGUAAAUACACCACCAUAAAGAGAAUCACAUAUGAAUGGGCCACCACAAUAAUCCAAUAGUUGACCAACUCGCAGCAACGCGCGUUAUCUGCCUAGUUAAUAUAAGACUUAAGAGAAAGGCGAGAGGGUUCUUGAGAGAGAGUUAAUAUAUAAUUGUGAGAAUAAGGAUUGGGCAAAAAGAUAUUAGGGUUGUUGUUAUUCGAUAAUCUCAAUUAAUAUCAUAAGUAUAAUAUGCAUAUUCUUUGGUCAUAAUCCUACUAGCUAAUUCAUCUCUUGGUACUCGGGGGGUGGAUUCAAUGAGGUUUAAGAGUGUCACAUGACAACUCUAAAUUUUAAGAAAAAUUAGCGACUAGUUUCGGAUUUUGCAAGAAAAAGUGACAGUUCUUUAAUUUGAAAAUCAUUGAACUUACAUUGAACAUAAAAAGACGGUAUCCAUUACACCUCAAACUCUUUUUUUUUUAACUUUAAAACAUCAAAUACGUUACUACAUCAAAUAAACUCCAUCUAAAUUUUCCAAUUUUAUCAAAAAUCCAAAAUUGAAAUAAAUUUUUAUUCACUAUUUGGCCUUUCUCCUCCGAAGACGUAAAUAAAAAAUAAAAAUAAAAGCAUAGUUCUCGAGUUAGGGUGACUCCCUCGUGUUUAGUCAUGUGAUAACUCUCUCCACUCAUGUCAUCACGAAUUAUUACCGUUUUAUUGAAAAUAAUGAGAGAUUGAUUCAACGAAAAAAAAUAAUGAGAGAUUUUGAGAUUUGAAAGAAGUAAUGAAUUUAGCUUAAUUUA
Messenger RNA from Linum trigynum, 4424 nucleotides. The record is from the annotation of a GenBank genome assembly. Lineage: Eukaryota; Viridiplantae; Streptophyta; Magnoliopsida; Malpighiales; Linaceae.